Messenger RNA from Sinocyclocheilus anshuiensis, 517 nucleotides. Its product is annotated as recQ-mediated genome instability protein 2-like. Gene Ontology annotation, biological process: regulation of sister chromatid segregation; DNA repair; maintenance of rDNA. The transcript has 3 exons. Gene Ontology annotation, cellular component: nuclear speck; cytosol. The record is from RefSeq and is a predicted model, not a curated record. The coding region runs from base 6 to 449 and encodes 147 amino acids. NCBI's taxonomy places the organism in Eukaryota, Metazoa, Chordata, Actinopteri, Cypriniformes, Cyprinidae.
UGAAGAUGAUGGGAAGCAGCUUUCUGAGCGCAGACAGAGCUCGCAGUCCUCCAGUGAAAGUGUUGUCCAGCCAGCUGCGUGAGGGCCGAGAGUGUCAGACAGCAAGCGGGAGAGCAGAGUACGUUAUCAUGCGCCUGGGCCCCGCUGAACAGCGCUGCUUAGCGGUGUCUGUGGUCUGGAUGCAGGGCACUGUGCUGGAGGUGCAGGCAGAUCACAACACCGUGCUCAUUCUGGACGAGACCGGUGGGUGCAGAAUUCGGCACAACACCGGCAACUUUGUCGUCAGCGGCAUUAACAGCGUGCCCAAAGGAAAACCCUGCCUGAGUCCUGGUAUAUAUGUCAUGGUUAUGGGUGUCAUCCAGUCACACAGUGCAGAGCCGAUGCUGCGUGCUGUGAAGAUGGCAGAUCUUUCCGAAAAUGCUUUGAUUCACAGGAAAAACUGGACCUAAGUAGUAGAAGAUCUCCAGCAGAUUUUGCCCUAAAUCUUCGUUUGCUUCAUGAGACUAAUGCAUUUGUU